Leptosia nina is the source of this 999-nucleotide messenger RNA. NCBI's taxonomy places the organism in Eukaryota, Metazoa, Arthropoda, Insecta, Lepidoptera, Pieridae. The record is from the annotation of a GenBank genome assembly.
AUGAACCCUGCAUCACCCAAUCAAGACGGAGACGGUAUUACCGCUCAGUCGUCGCUCGCUCCGACAUCAGAAGCGGGAUGUAGCCAAAACGCCCCACGUGCUGCAAAUAAAUGUGAGAGUGACGAAAAGUUAUUGUUGUUAUUGGAGCAGCAAAAUAGAAACUUUUUGGCUAUGCUAGAGGCCGUGAAGCAGUCGCGAACGCCGAACGACCUCCACCUUCCUGAUUUUGAUCCAGACCGACGUGAUGUGGACGCACGUGCUUGGAUUAUAACAGCGGACACUUGCAUUACUGAUGGUUAUCAACACGGAGCCCCAUUAAUGAUUGCGUUAAGUCGUGCAAUGAAAGGGGACGCAUCGACGUGGCUGUCUACUGUGUCGUUUCCAGGGAUGACCUGGGAAAAUUUUAAGGAGCUUUUCACUGCAAGGUACGCAUGCCCUGAGACUGUGGCCUCUUACCUUAUAAAUAUGGCAGGAAGCAGACCAAAAGAAAAUGAAUGUCUUGCUACAUAUGGUGCAGCCAUGAUGACUUCUAUUAUGUCAAGGUGGAAGGGCUUGACGACAGAACAGAUCGCGGUAGCUACAGUUUUGGCGCAUAUUUCACAAUUCGAGCCUCGUAUUCAGCGAUUGUCCUUUACCACUGAUAUCGAUAAUAGAAAACGACUACAACAAGAGCUUACAGCCGUGUCGUUUCUAAAGAGAAAAGCCCCACUCAGCAGUGACGCCACAGACUUUAAGAAAAUUCGCCCAGCUACAAACCACACGAGCAUAAAGUGCUUUCACUGUGGGAAACUAGGCCAUAAGUCAACUCAGUGUUUCUCGAAGAGAAAUUUGAAGACAAAUGGAGACAAAGACAGAAGCCAAACUUACUUCAACAACCGUAAGAAGUCUGCUGCGGAACAACUCCCCAUUACUUGUUACUCUUGUCAUGGACAAGGACACUAUGCAUCCAGCUGCCCGAAGCAGAGGAGCAAGGACCUCGACCUCGACUUGGCGACCUAG